This is a messenger RNA of Rhinichthys klamathensis goyatoka, 2211 nucleotides long. RefSeq names its product gamma-aminobutyric acid type A receptor subunit beta3 (gene gabrb3). Lineage: Eukaryota; Metazoa; Chordata; Actinopteri; Cypriniformes; Leuciscidae. Gene Ontology annotation, biological process: nervous system process; monoatomic ion transmembrane transport; chemical synaptic transmission. The record is from RefSeq and is a predicted model, not a curated record. The transcript is spliced from 11 exons. Bases 411 to 1982 code for a protein of 523 amino acids. Gene Ontology annotation, cellular component: synapse; neuron projection; GABA-A receptor complex. Gene Ontology annotation, molecular function: GABA-A receptor activity; neurotransmitter receptor activity; extracellular ligand-gated monoatomic ion channel activity.
UGUCUGUCACAUGUCUGUCUCUCGCUCUUUCAAUAGUUACAUCCAUUCUGCCAGGCCAGGCCAUCCGCGUUUAGGAUAUAGCACGCAUAAAGAGAGUGAGGGAACAAAAGAAGAGUGAAGACAACACAGCGAAAACGCUAAAUCUAGUCGGAAUCAGAGGGGAUAGAUCAAGUGGAUCAGAUGAAGAGCACGACAAGCUGUUGAGCCUUGGAAGUCAAGGAAAAGUUUGAACAUCGUGAAGGCCCUGGGGGCAAAGAUGUCCUCAUCACGAGGGGCUCGUCGCAUCCCCUUCGGCUCGCUCACCCCUUUGUUUCAAUGACAGGGAAGAAAGCACAACUGGCAGCGCCCCAUUUCAGAUAUUGCGCCUUGGAUGUGCCCUGCUGGGUGGGAAUCUUCUGAGAGCUGCAAACAUGCGACUGUGGUGGAUUUUACUGCUAAGUUUUUGGAGUGUUUAUGGAGAACUCCCAUUCAUAGCAGAGAACAACGCUGCCAUGCUGGUCAACUGGAAUGCUGUGGAUGGGAAUAAAAAGCUGUUUGCAAUCUAUGACACAAGCGCCAAUGAACCAGGAAACAUGUCUUUUGUCAAAGAGACAGUAGACAAGCUUUUGAAAGGGUAUGACAUUCGUCUUCGACCAGACUUUGGAGGUGCACCAGUGGCAGUAGGCAUGAGCAUCGAUGUGGCGAGCAUAGACAUGGUGUCGGAGGUCAACAUGGACUACACAUUGACCAUGUAUUUCCAGCAGUAUUGGAGGGACAAGCGGCUAGCAUAUUCUGGAAUCCCUCUCAAUCUUACUCUAGACAACCGGGUAGCUGACCAACUCUGGGUUCCUGACACGUAUUUCCUAAAUGACAAGAAGUCUUUCGUCCACGGUGUCACGGUGAAGAACCGCAUGAUCCGCUUGCACCCAGAUGGCACAGUUCUUUAUGGAUUAAGAAUCACCACCACUGCCGCUUGCAUGAUGGAUCUGAGAAGGUAUCCAUUAGAUGAACAGAACUGCACUCUGGAGAUAGAGAGUUAUGGAUACACAACAGAUGACAUCGAGUUUUACUGGAAGGGAGGAGACAACGCAGUUACUGGUGUGGCACGUAUCGAGCUCCCACAGUUCUCCAUCGUGGACUACAAACUUGUGUCUAGAAAUGUUGUCUUUUCCACAGGUGCCUAUCCUCGACUAUCUUUGAGCUUCAAGCUAAAAAGAAACAUCGGCUACUUCAUCCUGCAGACCUACAUGCCCUCAAUCCUGAUCACCAUCCUGUCCUGGGUCUCCUUCUGGAUCAACUAUGAUGCCUCAGCAGCCAGAGUGGCAUUAGGUAUUACCACUGUGCUGACCAUGACCACCAUCAACACCCACCUGAGAGAAACACUUCCGAAGAUCCCAUAUGUCAAAGCCAUAGACAUGUAUCUGAUGGGCUGCUUCGUCUUUGUCUUCUUGGCUCUGCUGGAAUAUGCUUUCGUCAACUAUAUUUUCUUUGGACGAGGGCCUCAGAUGCAGAAGAAACUGGCUGAGAAAGCUGAGAAAGCCAAUAACGACCGCAGCAAGUAUGACGGCAACAAGUCUGUUCAAGAGGGAGGCAACUGCAAGCCAUCAUCUGUUAAACAGUCCAAUCAGGUACAAGGCAACCGUCACUCACGAGGGGUGGAUUCCCAGGGAAAUAUCCUUCUGACCACCCUGGAGAUCCACAAUGAGGUGGCCGGGAACGAGGUCACCACCAGCGUCAGCGAAGCCCGAAACUCCACUUCAAUGGUGUUCGAUAACUCAGGGAUCCAGUAUCGCAAACAGAGCACAGCGCGGCCCGAGGGCCGCCACAGCAUGGAAAGGAGCACGCAGUCGAAGAAACCGCGGCUACGCAGACGCUCUUCCCAGCUCAAAAUCAAAAUCCCUGACCUCACAGACGUGAACGCCAUCGAUCGAUGGUCACGGAUAAUAUUUCCCGCUGCUUUCUCUCUUUUCAAUUUGAUCUACUGGCUGUAUUAUGUGAAUUAGGCCUCAGACGUCAAUGGGGUUUUUUUUCCCCAUCACAAUUUUUUCAUGUUGCCAAGUGGAAAAUUAUCUUCUUCUUUUUUUUCUUUGCUCUGACGCACUUAAGGGACGUACUUCCACGCCACGUAAGCCGAGGUUUUUCUACAUUUGAACCCUUGUGAUGUUGCGAAGGGUUCCGAUGGAAUGCUACCUGCACUAAAACGGGCCGUCUCAUCAUACGCCCCAUGCUCAC